Zymoseptoria tritici IPO323 is the source of this 549-nucleotide messenger RNA. RefSeq lists its product as uncharacterized. The transcript has a single exon. NCBI's taxonomy places the organism in Eukaryota, Fungi, Ascomycota, Dothideomycetes, Mycosphaerellales, Mycosphaerellaceae. The coding region runs from base 116 to 277 and encodes 53 amino acids. The record is from RefSeq and is a predicted model, not a curated record.
UCCUCCUCCUCGCCGCGUCCGCGAUUCCAGCUCGAAGCCCGGCCACGAACCGGAGGGAGUGACAAUCGGCCGGUGUCUGAUCUCUCCUAAUACCGCCGCCGCUUCCAGGUGCGAGAUGGAGGAUCCGUGUUCCUGGACCUCCGGACUGGGUCGCAUGUUUGCCCAGCUGUCCCGGCCGAGAGACAAAAGCGUAUGGGCAGCCGCCAUUGCACGGCUCGCAUCAUCCAUCUUAUCUUCCUCCGUUAUCAGCCGGGAUUUUGCGGUAAACAAAACUUGAGCCCAAGGCGACGGAGCGGAAUUUAGCCCGUCGUCGUCGUCGUUGUCUGACCUGCUCGCAGCACCGCCAAGGCCCAGAAUCCACCUGUCGGACGGAGUCGACGGAUCCCAAUCCAUGCCGUGGUCUGGGCUCGAGGGCAGCGAUCUCCAGGCGUCCGCCAGGCUAGGGAUGCUAGAGCGGCGGGGGCUGUUUGACACCGUGGACCGGGCGGACAUGCGUAAGUCCAUGUCCGAUGAUCCGGAGAAGGUAUACUGGCACGUCGUGAACGUUGC